AUGUUAUUUCUGGCGAAAGCUGUUAACCUGACACUUCAUCAAAUGAUCCUCUAUCCAUUUAUUCUACAGGGUGGUGAUCGAGAAAUUCUUUCUGCUAUUUUGGCCCAGGAAAAGGAGGCGAAUCCCGAUCGCAUUCCUUACUUUCUUAGUACUUUAAAAGAGCCACCAGGCUAUUUCCUCCUCGCCUUCAUGCCAAACAGACGAGCCCAUUUCGACUCAUUCUCAAUCAGGCCAGAGGGUUUUCGAUAUCGGGACUACAUCUUCCCCACCCUGGAUCGGAUGAUCGCAUAUUUUAAGGAGCACUAUAACGAUCAGGCUAGU
Messenger RNA from Protopolystoma xenopodis, 321 nucleotides. Lineage: Eukaryota; Metazoa; Platyhelminthes; Monogenea; Polystomatidea; Polystomatidae. The record is from the annotation of a GenBank genome assembly.